Molecule: messenger RNA, 1698 nt
Organism: Aspergillus wentii DTO 134E9
Lineage: Eukaryota; Fungi; Ascomycota; Eurotiomycetes; Eurotiales; Aspergillaceae
Exons: 4
Coding region: 1-1698 (565 amino acids)
Cellular component (GO): mitochondrion
Source: RefSeq, a predicted model, not a curated record
AUGAAGGGCAUCCGAGGCGCCUUCCUGGGAAGAAGUCUAGGCGCUACGCUUGUCCGCCGCUCUGACCCCCGCGAUACACUCAUAGCUGCUUCAUUUUCUUCCGGCAACAACCCCAAGAACGAGACCGAGGGUAUCGCAGAUUCACAGCAUGACCUUGAGGCGCUCAAUCGGUUUACUUCAGGUCGUUGGCUUUGGAACGAGCGGGGGCAAUUUGCCUGUCGCUAUGUCAAGUUCGAUCUCUCAGCCCUUCUGCAAUUAGCUGCCUCUGCGGUCGGGUCGAGAUCAUGCACCCACGUGUUAAAGAUCUCAGAGGGCCAAUAUAACAAAGUAUUCCAGCUGACCAUGGAUGAUGGACGCGAGAUUAUUGCGAAACUUCCAAAUCCUAAUGCGGGCAGACCACACUUCACGACAGCUAGUGAGGUUGCAACUAUGGACUUUUUGAGAAAUGCUUUAAAUCUCCCUGUUCCGAGAGUGUACGCAUGGAGUUCUCGAGCAUCAGAGAACCCUCUUGGAGCAGAGUAUAUCCUCAUGGAGAAGCAGGCCGGCGUGGUGCUAACCGAUGUAUGGGACACCAUCAAGGGAAAGCAGAAUGUCCAAAUUCUGGACCAGGUUGUCGAUAUUGAAAGGCGCCUAGCAGCUACGAAAUUUUCCAAGUUCGGUUCCUUAUACUAUAAGGACGAUCUUCCGGACAAUUCUGAUUCUGCUUCGUCUCUAUACCUUGAUCCAACUGGGAACAAAGUGUGGAGCAAAACAUUUGGCAUUGGACCGACUAAUCACCGUUCUUUCUUUGACUUUGGGAGAGGCCAGUUGGAUAUUGAGCGUGGCCCAUGGUCAACAGUUACAGAAUUUAUGACGGCUAUUGCUAGGAGGGAAACUGCAACUGCAAAGGCAGGUCUCCGGUACCCUUUAAUGCCGGAAGGGCUUUUCUAUGGACCCAGACAAUACCAGCCUAGCCUCUCCAAAAAGCUCUCCGCGUUGGAAGGCUAUCUCAAGGUGGCACUUCAAGUCCUCCCAGAAAACGAAGCCACCCAUGCCUCAAUUUUAUGGCAUAGCGAUCUUCAUUCCCAGAAUAUAUUUGUCGACCCCGAAGACCCAAGCCGUAUUGUGGGAAUUAUUGACUGGCAGUCCGUCAGUGCAUGUCCGAUUUUCAUCCAGGUUGGACGCCCAGCGUUUCUCGAUUACAACGAUGAACAGCGAAAGGCAAAGGACCUUCAUAGGGCACAGACACUGCAUAACCUCUAUCUAGUCCGGUGUCUGCAGCAUAAUGAAACAGUCUUUGAAGCGAUACAGGGCCAGAAUACUCUCCGGCAUCAGGUUAGUGUGGUUCCAGGAUUGGCCUUGAUGGACUACGAGCCGCUCCUCAACACCCUGCUGAGAGAUGUCGAGAAAGAAUGGGGACGUAUUGUUGGAGUGGGGGAAGAUGGCAGAUCUGCAACGCCGUUCCCAUUACAGUACUCAGAAGGAGAAAUCCAACAGCAAGAGCGGGACGGCGAGCUAUGGGCCCAAGGUGUCGAACUCAUGGAUACAUUUGUUGCCGACACUGGCUGUCUUAAACAUUGGGACGGUAGAGUUAGCGAUGUGGAUUAUGAGAAGUCGAAGAGAGAGCUAGAUGAGGGGGUGAAGAGGUUCUUGGACCGUGAAGCCAGGAAUCCUGAAGAGCAAAGGGAGUGGCUUGAGGCCCUAGUUUUCGUGGAUUGA